Molecule: messenger RNA, 1776 nt
Organism: Pseudocercospora fijiensis CIRAD86
Lineage: Eukaryota; Fungi; Ascomycota; Dothideomycetes; Mycosphaerellales; Mycosphaerellaceae
Exons: 2
Coding region: 1-1776 (591 amino acids)
Source: RefSeq, a predicted model, not a curated record
AUGGCGCCCAUAUACGAUCUCUCACUAAACACUGCGGCGGCAGAGCUCAAAUAUGAGCGCAGCAGCCACCUAGUCGACAUUAUCAGCAAAGACGAAGAUAUACGAAAACUGCGAUUCGAAUUGCAUGUUCAGGCGGACGAUAUAGACGAGCUCAGAGACCUGCUUGCUCAAGAAGAGUCGCGAUCCGAGCAUUUCGAGCGCAUUUUGAACGAGAACUUGACGCGUGCCGACGAUGCCGAAGCACGACUAUCAGAUCUUGAACUGCAAUUGAGAUCGAGGGAGCACGAAGUCGGCGCGUUGGAGGCCGAGAAGAAGGCUCUUGCCACUUCUGCAGCAGACUCGGAGACUAUUCUGACCGAAAAGCUUGCUUUGACGCGCGAAUUGUCACUUCUGCGGCCACAGCUGGAGCACCUCAAACAACAAGCCGCAAGCACGGAAACUCUGAUGACUGAGAAGCUGGAUCUCCAGCGACAACUCACCAAUGUGCAAUGCGAACUGGAAAACGCCAAGCGCGACGUGAAGCGCGCAAUGGCGAAGCGGAGAAACACUGAAGAUGUGCGGAGAGAUCUUCUUAAGGAGAAGAAGGCAAAGGCGAAGCUUGAAGAGCGGAUCGAGGAACUGCAAGAAGAGCUGGAGAAGGAGAAGAAGCGGGUCGCUAAAGCAGCAAAGCAGACUUCCGCAAAUUCCGAAGCAGAUGAGCUGUUGGACGAGCUUCGACAAGAAUUGGCGGCCGAAAGGAAGGAGCGGGCGAAGGUCGAGAAGCAGUCAGAGAAGCAGUCUUCCGAUUUUGAGUCCCAGAAAGCCACGCUCGAAGAGAAGCUCAACCAGUUUCGAAUGAAACUGCGAACAACAAAAGAGAAGCUCAAGCAGACCGAAGCCGACCUUGCAGCCGCACAGGAGGAAGCUGAGGCACAGCCAGCCAAGAAAGGUGUAAAGACUGCAGCGAAUGCCAAGAAGCGAUCUGCUGCACAUUUCGACGCUGAUGCGACGAACAUUGGAACGCCCGGAGACGGGCCUGCUGCUAAGCGUGGACGCAAGGCUACUGCAAACGUCGGGGAGAAGUCUACUUUCAGCAUGACGCCGUUCCUUAACAAGACUGCGAGCAUACUGCCAGAAGACAGCGACAACGAGCACGAUCCUGACAAGCCCAUCGAGUCGAUUGAGAUAGAGGCCCCAGCAGAGUCGCCAAUUGUGGAGAAGGCCGUAGCAACCAAGCAGAAGAAACAGCCCCUUGCCACGGCCGAUGCAAACGCGCAGAAGCCUAAGCCAGCCCCACGACAGCGGAAACAGAAGGCAGUCAUGCCUCAAUUGGAGCUGAUCACAGAAGAGGAAGAUGUCCAUUCGCAAGGCCAGGAGAACGCACCUGCAGUCAAGCCCGCGGGCCAGAAGCUCAGGACUAAGACUGCGGACGGACCUGUCGAUGCCGAGAAGGCCAAGAAGCAGAAGAAGCGCAAGUCGCUUGUCGACUUUGCUACGUUCAACAAGCCAGAAGAAGCAAAGAAGGUUCAAAGCAAGAAGAAUCGCAAGCUCGGCGGAACAGGCAAGACGCUCUUCGACGAAGAGGAUGAAGCUCCUGCAAAGGCACUUCCUGGCAGAACCCUUCUUGGUGGACGAGGCUUUGGUGGGCUAGCUCCGGGAGCAAAGAAGGCAGGAGGUUUCCUAGGCGCUAGCAAGAUAGGAUCCUCGCUUCUCAUGACCGCGCAAGAUGGAAGCGGCUUCCAAUUCUCGCCUCUCAAGCGACGGAAAGGCAACCUUGACGAUACUCUGCGCGGCUAA